This is a messenger RNA of Pogona vitticeps (central bearded dragon), 1230 nucleotides long. It is a transcript of the gene KRT18, whose product is annotated as keratin 18. The record is from RefSeq and is a predicted model, not a curated record. Gene Ontology annotation, cellular component: cytoskeleton; keratin filament. Gene Ontology annotation, molecular function: structural molecule activity. NCBI's taxonomy places the organism in Eukaryota, Metazoa, Chordata, Lepidosauria, Squamata, Agamidae. Gene Ontology annotation, biological process: intermediate filament cytoskeleton organization.
UUCUCCGUCUCCGGCUCUGGGGUGGUCCAGAACGAGAAGGAGACCAUGCAGGAUCUCAACGACCGCCUGGCCAGCUACCUGGAAAAGGUGCGCAGCCUGGAGGCCGACAACCGCAAGCUGGAGAUCCAGAUCCGAGAGCACAUGGAGAAGAAAGGGCCCAUCGCCCGCAACUGGAGCCACUACUUUGACCUCAUUGAAGACCUGAAGAAUCAGAUCUUCGACCAGACUGUGGACAACUCUCGCAUUGUGCUGCAGAUUGAUAAUGCUCGGCUGGCCGCUGAUGAUUUCCGUGUCAAAUUUGAGGCUGAACUGGCCAUCCGCCAAUCAGUGGAGAAUGACAUCAAUGGCCUCCGCAAGGUCAUUGAUGACACCAACAUGACUCGCCUGCAGCUCGAGAGUGAGAUUGAGGCCCUCAAGGAAGAACUGCUGUUUAUGAAGAAGAACCACGAAGAUGAAGUCAAUAGCUUGCAGGCCCAGAUUGCCAAGUCCGGACUGACGGUUGAAGUAGAUGCUCCCAAGACACAGGAUCUGUCCAAAAUCAUGGCUGAGAUCCGGGCCCAGUAUGACACUCUGGCUCAGAAGAAUCUUGAAGAUCUGGACAAGUACUGGAGCCAGCAGAUCACUGAAAGCACGGUCAUGAUCACCCAGAACACGAAGGAGAUUGAGACGGCCCGGGGCACCGUCACUGACUUGCACCGCACUGUUCAGACACUGGAAAUUGAGCUAGAGUCCUUGCGCAACCUGAAAGCGAAUCUGGAGGGCAACUUGCAUGAAGUGGAGGCUCGCUACGGCCUCCAGAUGGAGCACCUCAAUGGCCUCUUGCUUCGGACUGAAGCUGAGCUGGUGCAGAUGCGGAAUGAUGUCCACCGCCAGGCAGAGGAAUACCAGGCUCUGCUGAACAUCAAAGACAAGCUGGAGGCAGAGAUUGCUACCUACAGGCAACUGCUGGAAGGCGGAGAAGAGCUAAGCCUGAAAGAUGCAUUACUGGAAAGUACCAUGCAGACCACCCAGAAGGUGCACACCACCAAGACUGUGGAUGGCAAAGUGAUUUCGGAAACCAGUGAAAGCAGAGUCUUGAAGCGUUGAAACCUCCACUCUCACCCCACCCUGUGUACCAGGAAGCAUAGCUCCCAUGGCAACUGAGAUGAUGCACCUUUUUGUGCCAGAGCUGAAGGGGGGUCUGGGGAAAGUUGGAAUGUUGUUCAAAUAAAGAUAUGUCACUCAAAGCAG